Gadus morhua (Atlantic cod) is the source of this 3105-nucleotide messenger RNA. It is a transcript of the gene plekhf1, whose product is annotated as pleckstrin homology domain containing, family F (with FYVE domain) member 1. The coding region runs from base 1578 to 2291 and encodes 237 amino acids. Gene Ontology annotation, cellular component: early endosome. Gene Ontology annotation, biological process: endosome organization; endosome to lysosome transport. The record is from RefSeq and is a predicted model, not a curated record. Gene Ontology annotation, molecular function: metal ion binding; phosphatidylinositol binding. The transcript has 2 exons. Lineage: Eukaryota; Metazoa; Chordata; Actinopteri; Gadiformes; Gadidae.
AGCUAGGCUGGUAGGAUGACAUACAUCUGGGUGGAAACUCCCGUGAGUGAUGUCACCAUUGGGUCAUCAACAUCCCUUGGUGGUAAAACAGGGGUACUUCUAAAUUCCAGUUAACCCGUUCUAGGCACAUUCAACAAACGGCUAUAGACAGCUAUAUAAUGUAAAUAUAGCGGCAUAGCACAGUCUUGUCGAAAACAUCCGUCCAUCCUGGAUGUAAGUCGGAGGACCAAGCCGUGGUUGGGGCCAUCUCUCUGUGCUAAAGCUCCGUAACGGACCUCCCCCCUCAGCUCCUUGGUGACGUAGUUGAGCAGCGCCGCGGUCACCUGCUGCUGGAGCGUGGCGUUGCCCAUCACCAAAGCGUCGACCUGCGCCACAUCCCAGCAGCCCAUCAGUCCCCCCACAGCACCGCCUACGGCCAGGAAUCUAUUCCAUUUAUUCCUCUUGAGAUUCAAUCAUCAGAGAAUAUUACGUAGGAAAGCAGCUUUUAAAAAGGAUUACAGACUGAAAAAGACAAUCAACCCUCAGGAUAAUACAUUUUGAUAUGUAUGUGAGUGACUCGACUGGUCAAUUAAUGUCGGGGCCUCUAGACUGAAAGCAAAUUAUUCUAGUGCAUACAUGUUUGCACUCAAGUAUCCUUGACCCUAGAGGUCAUUUAAGGUCAUAUCAGAGAGUCAUUUCAGGUAGGAAAUCCGAGCACUUCUGCCUCUUUGAAUGGCGUUAAUGUGUUUUGGGUUUUUUAUGAGACGACUCUUGCCACCGGCAAUUUCACGAGGCCCGAAAAGCAGCCCUCCAAAAAAGGCACACACUGCAACAAUCAUAGCUCCUUUGGUAGCCGUUUGAAAUUAAACAGUAAUUUUCUGCUGAGCCGAGACUUCACAGGCGCAUGGCGUGUGCCAGUACUGGAGUUGGGAGAUGGUGACAGACCUGACAUUGCUGACAAAGCAUUCAAGGUUUUUUUAUGGUAGUCAACUAAACCAGCACAUUCUUCAGCAUUUAAAUGAUCCUUUUUUAUGUAUGUUUCUUUCUUUUUAAAUUACGGCUAAUCAAAUACUUUCCAGUAACAUGAAGCAUUACUGGACUUAUUUUUGGCUCAGCCCCAUGACCUAUUCUGUGCAAGUGGUUAAGCAUGUGUACCAGUGUUGCCAUGAUAAGACGGAUGGGCUUUUUCCACAUUGAAUAUUGACUUGUGAUGACGUUGACCUGCACUAAACGUAGGCCUAUUGUCAUAUCGAUAAAGCAUAUGGAGUGACCUCUUUCGUAGAACGAGUGACCACAAAACGUUUUGUGAGUCUAUUGUUUUUGGGUUCCAAAUAAAUACAACUCUUGAGUAAUCUGAAUGUGUAAAAUAAUGAUGAAUACCUAUUUUUACCCUUCGGGUGAAGAUUUCACAUUUUGGGGAACUUGGCCUCCUUGGGAGUUCAGGGUUGUCAUUUGUUGGGGGAGGAGCAUGGUGUGCCAACAUCCUCGUAAUGAGUCUUGAAAUGUACUGCACACCAAAAUCUGUCCACACAACCUCAUUGAUCUGCAUUCGCUGCUCAACGUCUUAACACUAGACUUUUAACAGUGCAAGUCAAGUCAUGGCAGCCAACAACCGAUCGUUCACCAAGGUGAACCAUGCCCGCAUCAAGGCGGUUGAGCGCUCGUUCGGACCCGGUGCGAGGCCCCUUUGCAAGGCUGGCAGGGUGCUGGUUGGAGAGGGACGGCUAUUGAAGCGCAGCCGCGGCGGGAAUCAGCCCAAAGCAUUUUUUCUCUUCAACGACGUGCUGGUGUACGGCACAGUCGUCGCGUCGUGUCAGUGGCACAAGAACCGGAGAAUCGUACGUCUAGAGGACAUCGAGCUGGAGGACCACGAGGACAGCCCACCAAUGGAGAACCACUGGCUGAUCCGCACGCCUCGCAAGUCCUUCUACGUGGCGGCCGGCUCCCCCGAGGAAAAACGCGCCUGGAUGGAGCGCAUCGUCGAGUGCCGCGAACGCCUGCUGCAGGGCGCCGCCACUCGCCAGCACAGCUCCACCUUCCAACCCUACGCCCCCACCUGGAUCCCAGACCAUGUGUCGACCAUGUGCAUGCGAUGUCCCAACAAGUUCUCCUUCAUCCAGCGCCGCCACCACUGCAGGAACUGCGGUUUCCUGGUGUGCGCGGCGUGCUCCCAGCAGCAGGCCGUGCUUCCCAACAUCCACCGCCGCGAGCCCCAGAGGGUGUGCGAACUGUGCCACACAAGCCUCCUCAAGGGGCAGGAGAGGACCGAAAGGAUGGGGGACAGCAGGGGGGGAGGGCCUGGAAGUCAGUGAUGAUGAUGAGGGGGUCGGGGAUGGACUUCCAAGGGCCCAGCAGGUUGGACUCCCAUAAACCUGGUCCCCGUGCGUAUUUAAGGAGCCAGCACACCUGCGGCCUGGGAAAAUGAACAAUUCUCCAGACAUUCUUAUGUGAUUUUUGUUUUAAAAAGAUUUACAAAACAGAGCGGGACUUGAGAAAUAUAUAUGUACACUGAAGUGGCGAAGGAAGUUGUUUCCCAACCAUGUCUGUCGCAAGAAGCAUCAUUUGUAAUUGUUAGUAGUUUACAAAAUCUAUUCGAAAUGCACUUUAAAGGGGGAGUGUGGAUUGAUCUAGGGCAGAGGUGUCAAACACAAGGCCCGCGAUCCGAAUCAGGCCCGCUAACUCAUUUUAUGUGGCCCGCAGUAGCUUCAAAUGAAUUUGAAAAUCGUACAAAAAUGCAAAAAAGUUCUGCCACACAUCUCUGAUAACCUAUCAUUGCAUUCCCCACCAAAAAGCCCUGUGGGAAAUGGUUCUAGAACUGGAUGAUAAAAUGACAACGGUCAACUGGUCAUUAUAUGGCAGUGAUUCAGGCUCGUGGCCUGGAUCUGCGCCAGUUCCAGCAGUUUUUGCAGGAGGUUGCUAAGAAUAUUGAGAUGUGACAUACCCUACACAGAAUUAAGGUGGUAGGACUGCAGUCCUCAAACAAGUUUUUGAGCUUGGUAACGUUUAUUUAAUAACUUAUGUUUUUUAACUUAUGUUACUUUUUUUUAUUCACUUGAACAGUUUGAUCUUUGAGUUAUGUUGGUUUUCUUCACUUGAUAAAUUAAAAGGAUUUAUGUUAAUGUAACA